AUGGACCAACUAAUAGAGGUCGUACCCAAGGUGGAUAUUCUGUUAAACCAACUAACGGGUCAUAAAUUGUUGAAUAAUAUCGAGAUAAUUAAAAAGCUAGGAUCAGGACAAUAUGGUAAAGUGAUACUUGGUAAAGAUUUGGUGGGGAAUAGGUUUGUGGCCAUCAAGGAAUUAUCAAGGUAUUCUAAAUACAAGCUUUUGAAGAAAAAAAAUAAGGUCAAUAGAAAUAAUGAGAAAAUCGAUGAUAAUGACGAUGAUUUCCCAGAAAGAAUUCGCCAGGAAGUGAAUUCUAUGAAAAAAUGUCAGAAUCUCAGUCCUAAUAUCAUCAAAUUGUACUCAGUUUUCAAUGAUGUGAGGUAUAGCAAUGUUUUUUUGGUAUUGGAGUACUGUUAUCAAGGUGAGAUCAAAUGGAUGUCAAAUUCGGUAGAGAGUGAUAACACUUGUAAAACAUUGGACGAUCUAAUUAGAAUACUCAAAGAAAUUAUCAAUGGUUUGGAAUUCUUGAAAAUCCAUUGCAUUAUUCAUCGAGAUAUUAAACCUUCAAAUUUACUCAUCGAUCAUAAGGGAAAUGUUAAAAUUAGCGAUUUCGGAAGCAGUUAUAUUGUUGAUGAGAAUAUUCCAAUUUCUGAACAACAGGGGAAGUUGAACCAAACUGUCGGAACUCCAAUGUUCUUGGCCCCAGAGUUAUGUAACACAAGGAAGUUCCAAGAUGAUGUCUCGGUGAAUAGCUCUACUGAUCUGAUCAACGAUUCGAUUGUUUAUAACAAUUCGAUUAUACAGAAAGAACGCGAAGCACAAGAAGAAGAGGAUUAUGAACCGAUAAUCCUUGAUUACAAAUUGGAUAUAUGGUCUUUUGGUGUCACUAUUUAUUGCUUACUAUUUAAUUGCUUGCCUAUCACUGCUGAUCAUGAAUACGAAGUUUACUCUAAAAUUACUCAUGAUACGAUUGAAUAUCCAGAAACAAGUUUAUUAUUGAACGAUGCUAACUCUGACCAACAAAAAAAAUAUAAAGACAAUUUGAAUUUUUCAAGAAUGGUGAAUUUCCUUCAGCAUCAUGCGUUGAUCAAGAAUCCAAACAAGCGGGCAUCUGUUGAAUCAUUGAAGCUUCAUGAUAUUUUCGACGCUUCAAAUUUUAAUAAUGAGAUUGAAAGACACGAAUUCUUGGCGUUCAAUGAUCAAAUGUAUGAAUCAAAGACUUUCCAAAGACAAGACUCACUGAAAUCUAAAAGAUCACUCAAUAAAUCUGACUCAUCAUCAACCGGUUUGGCUAAUUCGAGAUUCAAUUCUUUAAAGACUAUCAACUCAAUGACUUCUAAAAACUCAACGACGCUAUCUUCCAUCACUAGCAAGACCAUUUCUAUUCAAAGUAAACAGUCUGAUACAACAACUCACAUGGAUACAAGUAAUACUAGCAGUAAUAUCAUUGGUAAAGAUCAACAGUACUCAAAUCCCAGAAUGAUUAACAGUACGAGCAGUAAUAGCAUAGGUCAAUUAUCUAACAAUUCACACAAUACUAAUGGCUCGAGGAAAAAUUUCGGAAAGCUUCGAAAGACGUUUUCAAAAUUAAAGUUGUUGAAAAGCAAUUCGGGAUCAACUGCUGAUAAUCAGAGUGUCAGUGGGAGUAAACCAAGCUCGAGAAUCCCUUCGUCGGGGACCGACAAAAAUAGUCUUAGAAUGCCAAAUUCUACCUCCAAGAAAUCAAUAAAUUCCAUUUCAAGUAUUGGCAGCGCUAGCAAGAAUAAUAAUAUUAUCAACAGUAACGAGAUCAAUAAUCGGAAUACAAAGACCCCUAAGAAUGAUAAGAACUUUCAAGAAUAUGAAAAACCUAGUUUCUCAAAGUUAUUGAGAAAAAAAUCAUCUCAAUUAUUGCUUGGUAAGCCAAAACUGCCAUUCAGACAAAAUAACCAAAGCACAGAAGAAUUAAACUCGCCAAUCCGGUUCAAGUAUUCAAAGAAAAUGGGCAGCAGCAAAUUAAACAAUUCAUCAAGUCCUUUAAAUGGUAACUUUCUGAGGACAACAUCCAAGGACUCCAGUGCCUUAGUUAAAGAUUUGACCAAAGAAAUCUCAACUGUGAAGUUGGUGGAUGCUGACGAGAAACUAAUGACUCCAGAAGAAUACAAAAAGUUUCAGAACAACAGUGAAAAACGGACCCCAUUGAAUCUCAGCGCCAGCAAGAAGAACUUGAUAAAUGAGCUUAAAAGCGUUGAUGCCAGUAGCACUGUACAAAAAAAGCUUGAUUUUGAUAGUCCUGGAAAUGUGGUUCAGAUUGAUCAGACCAUGGAUAUGAUGAAUGAUCCUAUUGAUUUUGAAAAGUUUCAGCGUAUUAGUAACAACAUUAAUGAUCGUGAAUCCGUAUCGGAUUUUAGUUUGAAUUCAUUUGAUGUUCAAAGCAGAAAUAACCAAAGCAUUAUCACUUCCAAUUCAGGUGGCGGAAAGCUUCAUAAUUUCUUCAACAAGUUGACUUCUACCAAAUAUGAUGAUUCCAAAUCUUCCUUUGACUCACAUAGCAACAAUACCGACAAAUUUGAAGACUAUACUUCUAAUGAUGAAGCUAAUAAUAAUAAUACAACUAACAGUGGUGAUCUUGACGGGAACGAAAGUACUGAAAACAUUACAAAUCAUGGUUACGGCAAGCUUGUACCCUCAGCUAAGACUUAUAAUCUCAAUCAGUAUGUGUAUAAAAAUGACCUACUUGAUGAUUUUGAUGAUGAAGGGGAUGAGGAGGGGGAGGACUUCAAUGAUAAUGAUAAUUUUAAUGAUGAUGAAAAAGAUUAUGAAAAUAACGAAUACAAACAACGACUACCUGCCAAUUUCAAUGAUUUUUUGAAAUUCAAUAAACAUCUAGCUAGUGAACAGUCCUUGGCACACGGAUCCAACCAUAAAAAUGACAGCAUUUUAGAUAGUGAUGGAGAUGAAGAUUCUCUUGAAUACGGGGGUCAGAUAACCGAAGAAUUCGAGUUUGUUGAUGAUGGUGAAUGUGGAGAUGAGAUUGUAUCACAGUCUAGUAUUGCCCCUUUGAAGUAUGCCAAUGACGCAAAUCCAAAAGUUUCUUCAUUGAACAAGAGUCCCUAUAAUACCAGUAUGGAUGAUUAUUUGAAGAGCCUAGAGAAAUCAUGA
Molecule: messenger RNA, 3117 nt
Organism: Saccharomycopsis crataegensis
Lineage: Eukaryota; Fungi; Ascomycota; Saccharomycetes; Ascoideales; Saccharomycopsidaceae
Exons: 1
Coding region: 1-3117 (1038 amino acids)
Biological process (GO): protein phosphorylation; signal transduction
Molecular function (GO): protein serine/threonine kinase activity; ATP binding
Source: RefSeq, a predicted model, not a curated record